Molecule: messenger RNA, 4254 nt
Organism: Branchiostoma floridae (Florida lancelet)
Lineage: Eukaryota; Metazoa; Chordata; Leptocardii; Amphioxiformes; Branchiostomatidae
Product: von Willebrand factor A domain-containing protein 7-like
Source: RefSeq, a predicted model, not a curated record
CUGUUGAAUCCACUGAACAGUUAGUGUCCGUAGUUUUGUCCCCACCAUGUGGCUGUCUAAAGCACACUUGUUGCUGUUGUCUCUACUACUAAGCGUGACAGCAGUGAACUGUUUUAUACCGUUGGUUGGAUUUAGCCUAAACCCUACGGAUGAAGACGGUGAUGACAACUGGUCUCAUGGCGCUAUAACCCGCCGGGCUGUGCUAGACGCCGCGGCGGACUUCCUCCGUGACCUGCCCGACUGUAACCUCGGGUCGCUCGCCACCGUCAGACCCAGCGAAAUCUUUCAAGAGAUUUCAAGAAUCUUCAUGUCGUGUUUUGGAAGGGUGGUUUCUGCAGCGAGGUUUUACCAGGCCGCUAUACAGAUUGAGACAGCCAAUGGUGGCGUGGAUCUGAGUGACGUCACAGGACACCUCCCGUCUGCCCACUUUGACGCAGAGAAGUUCGUGGACGCCAAUGCGAGGCUACUGGACCUGCGCACUGGCGUCCUGACCGCCAUUGAGGAGGGCGAAUACGAGGCUGCGCGGGAACUCACGGGACAGCUUUUCCACACAUUACAGGAUUUCUACUCGCAUUCCAACUGGGUGGAAAUGGGAAAUACCGGUCCGAACCUGAACCUUGCCGUCCCUGGGGCAGACAUCGGGCCAGUAGCAGGACCACAGAUGGAAACCUGUGUCGACUGUUCCAAGUCUUUUCUCUGGUACACGUGCGAGGGAAACAUCAUAGACUCCGUGAACGAACAGGGUCUACUGACCAGCGGUUACUAUGGAGGUCAGACGGACAUGGACGGAAAUGAUAAAUGCAGCCAUGGCGGCCGUUUGGACGGGACACAGGACACUGCCCCUAAAGGGGGGAUCAACAAGGACUCUGAGUUCUCUAUCCUAUCUCCCCACUCCCGGUACCACUACCAAGCAGCUCAGCUCGCUGUACAGGCCAGCAGGAACUUCCUUAACAUGAUCAGGCAGGCCAAGGGUGAUGCUCAGUUUGCCAACUUCCUGAACCUGAACACCGGCAGCACGCUGUGUUUUGUGAUUGACACCACGGGUAGUAUGGCGGACGACAUCGCCGCUUCCAAACAGCGCGCCUAUGAGAUCAUAGACAGCAGGGUCGGCUCACCCACCGAACCGUCAAACUACGUCCUCGUACCAUUCAACGAUCCAGAUUUUGGCCCCGCCCUAGUGACGAACGAGGCGGACAUGUUCAAGCAGGAGAUAGACCAACUCCGUGCGCUGGGAGGCGGAGACAACCCGGAGUUCUCCCUAAGCGCUAUCCGGCUCGCUCUGGUGGAGAGUCUGCCUGCUUCUACGGUCUUCGUCUUCACUGAUGCACCGGCCAAGGACGCCGAGCUUCGUGACACGGUGGUGUCACUGGCCAAUCAGAAGAACAUCAAGAUUACAUUCCUUAUUUCGGGCUCGAUCACGCGCAGGCGCAGAAGUGUUCCCCGGAGUAAGAGAGAAGUGGGAAACAGGGACACGUACAUCUACAUCGCCCAGGCUACAGGUGGUCAAGUCCUGGAGAUCGCUAAGGACGAGGUUUUCCAGACGACCCGAUUGGUGGAUCUAGUUGUGACGUCUGCAGAGGUGAAUCUCCUGACGAUGCAGAGUGUCCAGCCCUCUGUCCGUGCCCACACCGUCCCCGUGGACUCCUCCAUGAGUGACCUGGUGGUGCAGGUGACAGCUGUCGGGGCGACACUACAGGUCUUCAACCCUGCAGGAGAGCAGCUGGAGAUAGGAGGACCUGACGCCCCGGUCACUAUUGAAAUCCAGCUGAACAAGGUCCUUGUGGUGCGCAUUCGUGACGUCACCGCAGGAGAAUGGCGGAUUUCUGUGACGUCAUCGGUGACCUAUGACCUCCGUGUGUCCGCCCAGAGUACGGUGGACUUUGCGUACUCCUUUGUGAAGAUGGUAACGGACACCGACCACUUCGGAGUCAAGGAGAUUGAGGGACGUCCUGUAGCAGGUGAGGAGGCCACCAUUCGGGUGAACCUGAUUGGCUCGGACCCUGCUCAGGUAUCAGACGUCACAGCCCUGUCCCUGGUGGCGCUAGACGGCAGAGUUCUGCAGACCCUCCCACUGCAGGAGAACGAGCCGCUCACGGAGUACUUCGCUACGUCAUCGUCACUUCCGGACGUGCCCUUCCGGUGUAGAUUGGAGGGAAAGGACUCUGGAUCUAGUACAUUCCAACGGUUGAUCACCAGCGUAGUGGAGACAUCGACCAGUCGGCUGCAGGGCUCGGUGGACCCGGUAAUCAGCCGCCUGCUGCCCGGUGGCACCGUGGACGUUCCCUUCAGCCUGUCCAACUCCGGUCAGCAGGGAUCCUUCACGAUCGUCGCCAGUGAUGACAAGGGAUUCGUUAGAAGAGUUACUCCUUCAAGCGUGACGUUAGCCCGGGAUGCGACCACCACCGUGACAGUGAGACUCAGGGCGCCGGCAGACGUCGCUUUCGGCACGACAACAACGGUGACGUUAACGGCGCAAACGUCAUCGGGGAGGUCCUAUAACUUCUUGGUCUUCCGUAUCACCGUCAGCCCUCCGGACCAAGAUAACGUCCCCCCGACGUGUGAAGUGAGAGCUCUUUUCGGAAACUGUAAGGGCACGGACCGAGCCUCAUGUAGCGAUAGGACCUUCUCCGUCACCACUGCGUACAUGGACGAGGGCUAUGGUCUCCAGUCCAUCAAUCCUCGCACCUUCGCCACUAACUACACCUGGACAGUUGAACAGUUCGCUCCGGGUCUAUCGGACACCACAAUCAUCGCUAACUACACAGCAACCUGCUGCAACCCCAAAGUUGAGUUCGCAGUUAGUGACCGAGUUGGCAACUACGAAAUCUGCACGGUGGACCUAACUCCGCCGCAAGGGCUUUCGGGAGGGGCAAUAGCGGGCAUCGUUAUAGGCGUCCUACUCGCUGUGAUCAUCAUCGUCUUCAUCAUCGUUUACUGUUGCUGCAUACGAAGAAGACAAAAGGACGAUCAAACGGACUCUCAAGUCACCAAACGCUCGGACAAGACAGACAAGGGAAAGAAGAAGAAGACCGACUCUCAGGUGGCAGUAAGAGAUGGUGACCAAAAUGGCCGCCGGUUUUGGUACAGGUUCGCUCGGAAACAGGAAGUGACGACGAGCGGAAGCGGAAAUGUCGUCAUGAAGAAGACGGAGACUCACGAGACCAGGGUCGAGGUCACCAAGACGGUGGUGUCUGAAACUCGUCAGGUCAAGGUCAAGGUCAAGGGGCACAAGAAAGUCUAACCUCUGUAGGUCAUAGUAUAAGGCUGGCUAUACUUGCAAAAUCAAUGCAGAAAGCCGCUGUCAAAAGUCACCUACCCGUGUUUUAGACCAUUACAAACUCACAUUAGCAUAGCUGUCCGGCCUCUUAAAUGUAAAUGUACAUGUAGCACUAAAUUAGGAAAAAAAGCAUACGGCAAAAAACAUGAAAUACAUUGUGACUUUUUGACCCGUCUUCACUGUCUGUGAUCAAACCACAGACUCUACUGCAACUACAAACAUUGCUAAAAAUCUGUUGUUGUUUUUUCAACAAAAAUAUAAAGGUAAAAACCCUUACAUGUAGUAUGCGCUUCCAAAAUCCAAACAUACCGAUGAUAAAACAUAUUUCACUGGCACUGGCCAAAGAAAUACGGGGAUUUGCCUUGUAAGCUUAUACAUUUGGCUGUUUAGAAAUAUAAAAUCACCGAGGAAGACAAGCUUGGUUUCUCUUUGUGUAAGCUUGUUUAAUGUUCUAUUGAUUGUACUUCAGUGUGUUGGUGGAAAAAUGGCUAACUGCAUAAUGGUUCUGCAAAAUAGGUAUAGAACGGCCUAAAGCUACAAGCGUAAUGAUUUUGAUAAAUAUUACACCGCCAGUAAACAAUUAUAAACAAAACAGUAAACAAUGGAAACCACAAUGCCUUCAUAUAGUAAUUUCUAUUCUAUACACUAAUGAAAAAUCAGUCAAUAAGAAAAUAAAAUCAGGUUUCCCUUGAGGCUAUCUCAUGUACAAGAUCUUAAAGGCAGUUAUUCUAAUCCAUACGCUAUAGCUAGGACCAUAUAUUUACAUCGUUUGCUGAUUCUUAGUUUCAAUAACUUGUAUUUCUUUGAUAUCAUAAUCUUUUACUGUCAUAUGAAGCAUCAGAAGAAGAAACAUCACAGGCUUUGUUACGUUUGACAAAAAUGUCACAGUCACAAACACUUGUUUGUUGUUUUCACUGGUUAUAACUAGGAAGCAUUUCACAAUAAAAAAAGCUUGAAAGGCAUACUUCUAAACACCA